AUAUAAAUUACAAUCAAAAGAAUAAAAAUAUUUUUAAAGACAAUAAAUAUGAGACAACUUUCAAAAAGAGAAAACUUCAACAAUUCGCAGGAAAUGACAAUAAUUUUGGUUAUCCUUUUAGAGCCAUUGACUACUCGACAGUUAAUUUGAGGCCACAAUCUGUUAGUCUUCAUGUGGACCAAAAUCAACCGAUUCCUGAUUUUAUUGGAUUUGAUAGUCCAAGAUUUCAAGCACAACCACAACUACUGUCACAAUCCAUUCCUCAGCCACCAAUUCAAAGAACUCCGACUUCAAGAGCGCCUUCAUUUCAACGAAUUCGUAUUAAUAAACCACAUUCAGUGUCAUCUUCUUCAAUAGCAACUCCACCCACUCUUCCAUUUGGAUCACCCAAUGAUCCGCAAGAACUUAGGUUUCACCGAGUUAUUGGUUUAGAUAGACUUCCAGAAAGUUAUGAUACGACACCAUUAAGAACUACAUCUCAGGGCAGUUUCAGAAGAGUUCCUGUAUUUAACAAUCAGAUCCAAUCUCUUUCACCUUUAAGACCACCAAUUAUAGAGCCAACUGUUACUGAUGUUUACGCCACAUCUCUUCUUUUGUCUCCAACAUUUGCCCCAACAUUUGGACCACCAAUAGUAACAGUUGCACCAAUUAUUGAAGAAGAAAGACCACAGUUUAGAAGAGUAAGACCUAUACAAACACAGCCACAAGUGGUGCCUAAUGCCAGAAGGAUUAAGCCAAAGGUUAAAGUAUCGUCGAGACGACCUACUUCUACACCAUUGCCCACGUCUAUUGAGGUCAGUUCUGUUGACAUACCUUUCUUACCCAUAAGCGAUGUCAUUGACAUUCCAAGAAGAGGUCCCGUUACUAGAAAACCUGUUCUCGAAAACGAUGGCACGCCAUCACUACCUCUUAUAACGUCAUCGAGAGUUAGAUUUACAACUCCAGUAUCAAUAAGAGAAACGACAACAGAUACUCCUCGUCGAGUCGUUAGAAUAAGACGACCAAACAAUACACAAAACAAUAAGAAAAGAGUGAUUUUGCCUAAAAAUCCUCAGUCUCUAAGUGAGUCCGAACUGCAGGCACGCGGACCCGUUCCCGCUCGCGAUGACGAGCCAUCCAAGAAUAAUGCUGUCGAUAGCGACGAAUUUUCUAACUUUGGGACACGUCUUGUAGAGAAUGGAGAUAAACCCAAUGAAAUCCAUACCCCAACCCUUCCAUUAACUUAUUACACAACUUUUACUUACUUAACAACUGUAGUUAGAGGUCAACACACCGCUCAUCUAACCCGAGAAUCGAUAACAUCUACUGUUGCCACCGAAGCUUUGGAUAAAACAAUAGUUGAUUUGAUCCAAAAUAACAAUGGAAUCGUUAAACCAACAAAAGUGGUUGAUUUAGGUACUAAAACUAAAGGUGUGACCACUACUAUAGUAAACAUGGUUUCAAAAAUUUCUGUAUAUAACGAUGACUUGUUUAAAGUGAUUCAUUCAACUAAACCUCUUUCAAUUGCCACCACAAUCACCGACAGUUCCCAACAACACAAUAGUAUUAUUCAAAACAGUAUAACUUCUCAAGUUAUUAGACCCACUUCUGUUGUCAAACAGAUUUUUAAUACAAAAUCUAUCGAAACUCCUUAUAAAGUGUCAGAAUUGGAUACAAAGCCUAAGAAAGAGAUAACAAGUUAUACAUAUUUUUAUACAUUAUAUGACAAAUUAAGUACCAAAUAUAGCACGCGAUCAGAGGAGGUGACAUCAGAAGUGGCUCCCAAUGCUAUUUCAUCGUAUAAAUUGGACUCAACUAUUAACUCAAAUGGUUUACUAAGUAUUGGAUCGGGUGCUGAAACAGUUCACUUGGGAUCACGAGAAUUGGCGGGACUCACAACUGAAGUCAAUUUGGCUCUCAAUUCUUAUAUUAAAUUCCAUGAUAUAAACAAUGCUUUUGUCGAACCGUUUUCCACAAGAAUAGCGGAACUCUCGAGUCAAGUAUUACCGGCGGUCAUAGAAUCGGUCGCAACAAAUACUAUCGAAAGUUCAUUUACGACGGAAUCCAAUCAAAUGUCUGGCCUCUCCACGCCUACCAUUCCUCUGGAAACACAAAUAGGACUUCAUUCAAGUAUUACUCGAAAACCACUUAAACUGAUGAGCUCUGCUGUUGUGAUAAGAGAUCCAAAUAUGAGAUCUAAAUUGGAUCCAUUUGCCAGACCCGGAGUUCGUGUUAGAGUUAAACCAUUUACAGACACCAAAUCGGAAACAACUUCUUCAACAAUUGAAGAAAUUGUUAAAUCGAGUGAAACAGAAGUUUUGCCGACAGAAGUUGUUUCGACUUCAUUUAUCAGUUCAUCUGAAGACAUAACACCAGACCUAACGCCUACUAAAAAGAAAAUUGCGGUUACAUUGAGACGACCAUUCGGGGGAAUCAGUCGACUGGCAUCUCGUAAAUCACAACGAGUUUCUGUGUCGACUAAACCUCGAUUUGUUGUCGUCACCAGAACCGGACCAAUUCCUUCAGUGCAAUCAACUGCAAGAGUUAAAAUCAGUAGUCGUGUAUUCAAAUCUCCUUCAGUAAGUCUCGAAGUGACGCCAACGCCAUCGGUUGAAGUCAUUGAACCGACGACUACUUUCAACGAGAAAGAAGAUACACUCGUUAAGGAUGUGACAACAAUUCCAGUUGUUUAUGGUUUGGACACAAGUUAUACAUCAGUUACACUUACAUCAACUAUCUCUCAACCAACUACUCCACUACCUUCACAAAUGACUGUAUACGAGACAACAACACAUACGGUUCCCUUUACUGUUGGUGAUCGUACCAUCUAUACAACUGUCGAAGAGACCAACUCAAGAGUGAUCUCUCAAACUUUGGGAAGUGUCGAUCCAUCGGACGCCGCGCGCGCCAAUAGAUUCACUAAAAUAUCUAAUGGUGUCACUCUUAUUGUUGGCGAUAAUAUUAACCGAACUCAAACACAAACAACUCUUCAGCCAACAUUAGUUACCGGAGCUCAGGUUCAUAUGAAAGAUGGCAUCAAACCUGAUAUCAAACAAACAUCUGAUUUGAAAUCAUUAGGUUUGGUAACUCUAUUUGACACAAGAACUCUGUUCACGACAUUUACAUAUUUCACGACUUUCUAUACGGACGACACAUCUAUAAUAUCCAGUUCUGAACAAACGGUCUCUAAUAUAGUGACCAUUCCUUAUACACAUAUCGUUGACUCCAUAACACCGACGACAGUCUUGGAAACAUCUGAACGGCUGAGAACUCAAACCGUUUACUCGACUUAUACUUAUUAUGCGACACUUUUCAAUGGAAGCACUUCGACAAUCACUCCAUUAGAAGAAGUUAAGACCGAAUACUUAACAUUUAAAGAACCGAUUACUGUGACAAAGACUGUCUCUCCGAUGACCACAGAACAGACAUCACUCAUCACAAGAACCUAUUUCACUACAUAUACCAAUUUGGUGACCUUCUUCCAGGGUAACAAACCGGUAACAUCGACUCUUGAGGAAACUGUUAGUAGUGAAGUGGUCUACACUGUACCUAAUCUGGACAGUUCUUCCACAAGCAGUGUGUCCUCAAUAAUUAAAGUAACGCCAGCACUGGAAGCACCUGUUUUGCGAACCCGAAGCACAUACACUACACUAACUCAUUACAUAACAUUGUUUAGCGGAAGUCAAACCAUACUUUCAUCGAUUGAAGAAAUCAGUCCAACAGUGGUCACUGAAAUUGCUGGACAAACUCAGACUUCAACCAUUGAUAUCUUACCAAAUAUUCAGUUCACACAUCCGUCACAAAGUGCCUCAAAAGCAUCAAAGGAUUUGUUUUCUGCUUUGGUUCCCACUGUUAGCACUCAUUAUACAACUCAUACGUAUUUUACAACUUUGUUUAGUGGAACCACUUCUUCUAUAAUUAGUCGCGAAGAGACAUCUUCAUCAUUAGUCACACUAUUUGUUUCACCAUCAGGUGCUUCAAGUACUUCAGUUUCAUCUACAAAAUCUUUUGAUUUAUUAGAGACAGAUUUGAAUAAGAGAAGUAAAACAGAGUACUUAAUUGAAGCAACACCUGUGAUAACAGUUCCCGAAAAGAUCAUCGAAACGACUAUCGAUGAAGAAAAACUCAAAUCAAUUCAACCGUCACUUAGAAUAGAGAGCAGUAGUUAUGAGGUAUUUGACUCCAGUAUAAUAUCAAAGGUAUUUGAAGAUCUUAAGAGUUCUGAGGGAUUAAGUGACGAACAAAUAUCAUCAGUUGUGGCUGAAGCGGGAGCGUCGACCACAAUCAUUGAUGGAUCUACUAUUGUCUUCUUCACUAACUUUAUACUACCCUCAACUGUCAACGAAAACAUUAUGGUAUCAACUGAUGCUAACAAUAUAGCUAAGGGUCCGGCAGGCGAUUUGGUCAGUUCGCUGCUUAACAAUGGAGACAUGUCUUUACUUAACAGUUUACUGGCCUCUCGAAUAUCAUCUGUGAGAAGUACAAUAUCACCGAUUUAUAUAACACCACAAUUGACAUUAGAUGCGGAACAACAAAUGACUGCAAUCAAACCGGGAGCAGUCAUUGAAUUAAGUGACUUAUUAGACGGUGCAAAUCUGGCCGGAAAUAUAGGAGAAGCUAUUAAAGAUAUCGUACAUAUUCUGGCAAAGGCACCAAAAGGAAAGAAUGGCACACAAGAUGUCGACCGAAUUAGUCCAUCCAAAGAACUGCCGCCAAGAGAAGGAGCAGGAGUUAGCCUUUCACAAGAACCGGUAUAUAUUCCAUUGGGUGUAAUCAACAAACAAAAUGUUGACCAAACUAUCGAUAAAAUGUUAAAACAAAACUCUAAUAAUCAAAGAGUUCAAAUCAUUCCCUCAAAAUCUGUUGAAAUUCAAGUGUCGACCACUUCAUCCAUUGUGCCACUAGUAGUGAUGGAUAACAUUCCCAUUGAAGGCUCGUUAGAACCAAAUAAAAAGGUACUACAAGUGGUAACAGAUCAUCAAAAACCAACUCCACUGUUGUCUUCAAAGGUCGUUAAAACAACGAACCCAUCGAAGACAGCAACCAGUAGAGUGUCUUCAGGAGCCACCACUAUAUUCUUUACAGACUCGACACCUAAUUUUGCACAAAUGCCGACAUUUAUAGAUUCAAACACUCCGAUAGAGUCGACUAAAUAUGUGACGAGCGUUGAGAGCACAACACGAACCCUAACUUUAACAACAACUAAGGUGUAUUAUACUCGUGACUCUCCACUAACUAUAACGUCAGUGUUGACCACAACAAUCCCUCCGCGAACUUUUGUUUCAACAAUUAUUGGUUCGCGAACUAUAUUAGGAACGGCAGGCGAAACACAAACCGAAUCAGUUAUUCCAACUCAAGUAACUAAAGCUAACUUUGUUGUGUCCACCAAAUCGGCAACUGAUCCAAAGCCAACAGUACAAAGACCCACAAGAAAACCAGGUCAGGGAACGUUCAGAGCACCGACACGACAACCAGAAACACCUAAACCAUUCAAGACAUCAGCCCCAAGACCACGAGUACCUUAUAAGCCGCCGCCACCACCUUCACAGCCGCCAAUUCUUAGUGGUGUUAGUGAGAGUCCAUAUGUUCCUAAUAAAAGACCGACAUCUGCACCGAUACCCAAAACUACUAGACCUAGCAUUUUAGACAUCGAUCAAUGCAAACCAGGCUGUAAUGCAGCCAAUAAAGAAAUUUGCAAAGAAAUUGAUGGCAAAUAUAGAUGUGAUUGCAGACAGGGAUUCAUCAGAAAAGAUGGUGACAUCAUAUGUCAGGAACUUCAGAACUAUGUGGUCGUCGUUCGUGUCAUGAAAGUCGGCGAAUCAGAGGUCACCUGGUUUUCAGAGUUUUCUAAUAACAAUUCCAAUGAAUAUAAAAGUUUAGCAAAAAUGGCCAAAAAACAAGUGGAUUCGGCAUAUAUGACCACUGAUGAUGUCAAAGAAAAUUAUGUCGGAGCAGAUGUUCUCGGCAUUGAUAAAGUUGCCGACGGAGGAAAUGGAGUCUUAGUUAAUCUUACAGUUCAUUUAACCAAAAGACACAAUUUAGAUGAAGAUUUACUUCGAGAGAAACUAAUUAAGAAAUUAGAAGAAAAAUCUGAAGUCUUACCGAAUCCCGAAUUUAUAUCAGCAGAUGUCGAGGAUGUCAUUGAUUUUGAUGAAUGUAGUUCUGAUCAAUACAAUGAUUGCGCCCCAUCUGCACGUUGUAUUAAUGAACCCGGAAGCUAUCGGUGCGAGUGUAUGAAUGGCUACCCAGACCUCGACAUUUCACUGCCCGGAAGGGUCUGCGCCUCAGAGAUCAAAGGAUGUGAGUUCUGUCACGGAAGGGGUGACUGUAUUCGUGAUGAGUCGGGACAAAGCAAUACUUGUCGAUGCAAUCGCAUGUAUUUAGGCAGAAGAUGUCAAAUCAAUGGCCUCCUGUUGGCUAUUGUGUUACCGAUCGCCGCAAUAUUAUGUAUAGUAUCGAUAUGUUGUAUAGUAUAUUGUUGUCGCAAAUGGAGGAAACGCACAAUUUCUAAGGGUUUCAGAAACCUGUCAUCAUUUGGUCCGACAGUAAUCGGCGGUACUUUAGACCGAAAGGCAAUGUUGGAGACAUCCAGUGAAAGUAGUGACCAUUUAAGGUCUCACGUUUACGACGGACCUGCUAUGCUUCCCAAUGAUCCGAACGGAACAGAUUCGCAAAGAAGACGUGAAAGUGAGCCGAGUUUGGACCGUAGUAUGGGUUCAAUGGGCGGUCCGUAUAACAGUUUGCCGCCGCAAAUAGUCAUACCCCGUGCGCGCCAUUCCUCUCAACAGGUAAACUAUGCCAUACAUCGCGGACAAGUGUAUAUGUGGUGAUUACUGUUCCCAAUCAAUACAUUGUUACCACUUGUGGCCAAUCAAUAAUUAUUUGCUCAGACAUCG
Molecule: messenger RNA, 6875 nt
Organism: Oppia nitens
Lineage: Eukaryota; Metazoa; Arthropoda; Arachnida; Sarcoptiformes; Oppiidae
Product: mucin-2-like
Exons: 5
Coding region: 1434-6809 (1791 amino acids)
Molecular function (GO): calcium ion binding
Source: RefSeq, a predicted model, not a curated record